CGCAAAAUCGAAUAAACACUGCCGCUGUCACGACUUCGUCGCCAUCAAUUUUAAACCAAUCAUAUUUCCCAUAGAAAUUAUGAAAAAAUGAAUCCAACCAAGAAGUCUCUUAUAGAUGAACAUCUAUCAAAAAUUCAACAGGAAACAAAUGCGACAUUGAAUAAUUUCAAACAAUUUGGUUUCAACGUAGAUAAAAUGUUUAUGAAGCAUUUUUUGAAAGUCUCCAUUGAUCGAAUGGAAAAAACCUGUAAACGCUAUCAAUCUGAAGGAAAAUUGGAAACAUCAAAUGAAGUUCCAAAUGGAAAAACAAUGAGUUCGAUGGCAUCACACACAGAAGUAUCAACAAUCAAAUCGAUGAAACGUAAAUCAGACGAAAGCUAUGAUAAUGUGGAAGACCCAAAGAAGCUGAAAGUAAUGCCAUCGAUUGGCACAGGUGCUGAUGAUUUCACCGUAUUCUAUUGCGACCAUUGUUUACAUCCAAAUGGAUGCACCAAAUUAUUCAGCGGUUCGAUUGAUGAAGUAUACGAGCAUUGGUUCACAACUCACCUGGACGAAACAAUUUCCAAACCGUUCCACUUCCAAGCUGUUGGAUUGGCAAGAUGUUUUAACUGCGAUAAAAUUGGCACCUAUCGUGAUUUGGAAAAUCAUCACAAGGAGCAGCAUAAAUCAACAUAUUUUGUAAUCACCGAUCGCAUAAAUAAAAACAAGUGUGGCAUUUGUCAUUUCGAAUAUGGUGAUGUGGUCAAACAUUUCAAUGCCAUUCACAAAGUGAUUUAUCCACCGAUUGCAUUCAAUCCGAUUUCAUAUUCGGAAGAAAGAAUAACUCAACUCAUGGCAAUAAAUAUUGAAAAGGAAUGUCAUUGCAUUGAUUGUGAUCAAAGAUUUAAAACAUGCAACGAACUUGUAAAUCAUCGUUCAGUUUCACACGAUGGCAAAAUUAUCGACACGCAAAGCCAUCAAACAGAGCUGUCCUAUUUAUAUUGUGGUUUUUGUGAGAAAAAAAUUGAUGGCGAUGCGUAUUUCAGUCAUUUUUUGGAACAUCCAUACUCAUUUCGGUGCUCGAAAUGUAAACACGAAUCAGACGAUGUAGCUGAAUUAGUAUUCCAUGAAAGAAGUUUACAUGGUGUCGACAAUAUGCAAAAGCAUUGCGGAAAUUUUCCAAAUUGGUUGAGAAAUAAGUUUCUUAAUGCAAAAAUGGUAUUUACAAAUGGUCUUGUGUUGAAAGUUCACAAUGCACUUGGCACCAAACUCGAUGAUAGCAAAACACUGAAUGAAUUCAUCAAAGACUAUUUGAACGGAAAAAAGGACAGCCUCAAACAAAUGAUAAAAGUGAAAAAUCCAGCAACACUACAUCGGAAUGAUGAUAAGGCACCGGAUGAAAAUACCAUGCUUUCUGAAUUGCUCAAACAAUUAAAAUUGGACAAAAGUUUAUACAUCGGCGGUAUUUUCGGUAGUGUACGGAACAUUGAUAAGGAGAAAAUAUUUUUGACGCUGUGUCAAACAUUACAGCUGAACAUAACGAUGGAAGAUGUCAAACAAAUUGAGAUGCACGAUCAAGACGGAAUGGUUGUUGAAUUCUUCAAACUUGGAGCAAAGAACGAUUUUUUGAAUCGCAGUCAAAAGCAAACUAUCUGGUCGAAUGAAGUGUUUAAGAUGUCUGACAAUAAAAAAAAGUGGAAAAUUGUUGUUCGCCAUCAUUUGACCCCAUUUUAUCGAAACAUUGAUAGAUUUGCAUCGAAACUAAAACACGAAAAUAAAAUCCAUUCAUUUUGGAUGGACAUGAAUGGUUUCAUGGUUAAAUGCAAACCCACUGAGCGUGGACGUCCUAUAUUGUCAAUACAACAACUGCGAAACUAUAUUAAAGAUGUUUAGUCUUAAUUUACAGAAAAGUCAUUGUCAUCAUUUGUCCCAUUCGAACAAACUUUAUUUUUUAUACAAAACAUUGAU
Molecule: messenger RNA, 1947 nt
Organism: Contarinia nasturtii (swede midge)
Lineage: Eukaryota; Metazoa; Arthropoda; Insecta; Diptera; Cecidomyiidae
Exons: 3
Coding region: 88-1872 (594 amino acids)
Source: RefSeq, a predicted model, not a curated record